AUGGAGCACCAACGGUUGGGAGAUGAAGACAAACUGCUGCAGAGAAAAUGUUCGACCAACGGUUGGGAGAUAAAAGACAAACCACUGCAAUGGGAUAUAAAAUCACAAAACCCAACGACUGUAGAAGUAGAAGAUGGAGGAUUAGGAGACCAAAAAGUUACCUUUGGAAAAAGCAAGCGACCCCCGGAUGGCACGUUGUGCAGCGCAACCACGGACAGUACCGAUACUCGAGAGGUUAAUCAAGGCAUAGCACAACUCUACGACAAGUCGUUUGGUGUCUGGGAGGACAUAUGGGGAGACCACAUGCAUCACGUGUUUUGCGACCCGGUUUCCGAGACUGAUUCGGAUCACCGGGCUGCCAGAUACGAAUGA
Molecule: messenger RNA, 372 nt
Organism: Dovyalis caffra
Lineage: Eukaryota; Viridiplantae; Streptophyta; Magnoliopsida; Malpighiales; Salicaceae
Source: the annotation of a GenBank genome assembly